Messenger RNA from Lycium barbarum (goji berry), 1623 nucleotides. RefSeq lists its product as uncharacterized. Bases 337 to 1452 code for a protein of 371 amino acids. The record is from RefSeq and is a predicted model, not a curated record. The transcript is spliced from 2 exons. NCBI's taxonomy places the organism in Eukaryota, Viridiplantae, Streptophyta, Magnoliopsida, Solanales, Solanaceae.
GGGCAAAGUGAAAAGAGAAUAGUCAUUACUCUUAUACACAUGUUACUGAUACAAUAUCCCUGUUGAUUUGUGAAUUAUCUGAUUAUGAUCAGACCUGAUUUUGUAAGAUCUUAAUUGAUCUGAUAAAAUCAGAUCUGAUAUGCUAUUGGAUGUUUUAGGAAAUUAGAUCAAAUAAAAUCAUCCCUUGAUUAUCAAAUCUGCUAGAAUCAAGGGAUCAGAUAGCUAGUUUAUUUGUUUGUUUCUACUAUAAAUUUGUACCCCUACAGAUGAAUAAAGUAUGCAACUUGGGUACCAAAACUUUCAUGGUAUCAGAGCAGCUUUAUUCUUGUGUUAUUCAUGACUAAAACAACAUUUACUGGGCAACGUCACCCAGCAGCAUCAACAGAAGCUGAGAAUUCUGUUAACAAAGUUCCGACCGAGACAACUAUGAACCAAGGCGGAGAUUCCUCUCAUUUGUCUUUUCAGCUUACUUCUCACAAGCUGAAUGGCAAGAAUUAUUUGGAAUGGGCGCAGUCUGUUCGUUUGGCAAUUGAUGGUCGAGGAAAACUUGGGCACCUAACUGGAGAGACAAAAAAGCCUGAACCAGGAGACCCAAAAAUGAAUGCCUGGAGAUCAGAAAACUCAAUGGUAAUUGCUUGGCUACUGAACUCCAUGGAAGCUGCCAUAGGUAAACCAUAUUUGUUUCUUCCCACUGCUAGGGAUGUUUGGGAGGCUGUUAGAGAGACUUAUUCUGACGUAGAAAAUGCUUCUCAGAUUUUUGAAUUAAAAAUUAAACUGUGGAAAGUUAGGCAGGGGGAGAGGGGUGUUACUAUUUACUAUAAUGAGAUGGUUUCCUUAUGGCAAGAAUUAGAUCAAUGCUAUAAUGAUGAAUGGGAGUGUCCUAAGGAUAGUGUAAAAGCAAUGAAAAAAGAAGAAAAUGAGAGGGUAUAUCUAUUUCUAGCAGGAUUGAACCAAGAAUUUGAUGAACUUCGUUCACGAAUUCUUGGAAAAAACCCACUGCCAACUUUGAGGGAAACUUUUUCUGAGAUUAGGCGAGAAGAAACAAGGAGGAAUGUUAUGCUAAAAUUAGAUUCUAAUCUGGAAGGAAAAAAUAUAGAUUCCUCUGCUCUAGUUACUGCGAAAAAUGAAAAUGACAAGAAAAAGAAGCCGUGGUGUGAUCUUUGCAAAAAAUACUGGCACACUCGUGAGACCUGCUGGAAAAUCCAUGGGAAACCACCUAACUGGAAGAAAAAGGGGGCAGACAACCGUGGCAGCCAGGCCUUUCAGAGUUCCAGCGAAGAAUCAGGGCUGCAACCUUCUCUAGAAGUGCCACCAUUCACCAAGGAGCAAUUAGAGCUACUGCACAAACUUCUCCAAUCUCAGCUCCAAACCAGUAAACUCGAUCCUUCCACUCCCACUUGUUCUUUUUCCCAAACAGGACAAGGUCUCGGGGAGGACGAUUGGCAAUGCUAGAGAGUCUGAAGGUCUCUAUUUUCUUGAAGAUGGUGACAAAUCAGCAAAUUUUAGUUCAACUUGUUUGAAUUCGGUUCUAGUUGAUAAUAAAGUCAUGUUAUGGCACUAUAGACUUGGUCAUCCCAGUUUUCAUUAUUUGAAACUCUUGUUACCUCAGUUAUUUAUGAAUAA